UGUCAAACGCCACCAUUUUUGCCAGCUCGUUUUUCUGAAAGUCAUCGCAGUGGAAUAACAGCAAGAUUUUCUUUGUGCGUAAAAUAAUCCAAAAAUUUCGUGUAAUUCUUGAUAGUUUUCCAGAAAUUUAGUGAACACAGAUAAUCGCUGGAGAACAAGGAUGAAACUGAACAUCACCUCCGCCGCCGGCAUCAUUUGCCUGCUGGACGAACCGAUUCAGGAACUGAAGGUUUUCGCCCUGCAGAAGUUGGACACCAUCGUGGACGAAUUCUGGCCGGAGAUUUCCGAAGCCGUCGAGAAGAUUGAAAUCCUGCACGAGGACAAGGGUUUCACGCAGCACGAUUUGGCCGCCCUGGUGGCCUCCAAGGUGUACUACCAUCUGGGAUCGUUCGAGGACUCGCUGACCUAUGCGCUGGGGGCGGGCGAUCUGUUCGAUGUGAACGCUCGCAAUGAGUACGUGGACACGAUCAUCGCCAAAUGUAUCGACCAUUACACGCACUUGAGGGUCCAGUUGGCAGAGAAUCCGUCCAAGGCCAAGCCCAUUGAUGCGAGGUUGGAAGCGAUCGUUAACCGGAUGAUUCAGCGCUGUCUGGACGAUGGACAGUAUCGGCAGGCGCUGGGGAUUGCACUGGAGACCAGGAGGAUGGAUGUGGUCGAGUCGUCGAUCAUGAAGGCGGACGAUAUCGCUGGGAUGUUGGCGUAUGCGUUUCAGGUCACGAUGAGCCUCAUUCAACACCGUGCCUUCCGCAACACGGUGCUCCGCUGCCUGGUCGGACUGUACCGCAAUCUGGGCGUUCCCGAUUAUGUCAACAUGUGUCAGUGCCUGAUCUUCCUGGAGGACCCGCUGGCCGUGGCAGAACUGCUGGACAACCUGACCAAGGGAGGUGAACAUUCGGUCCUGAUGGCGUACCAAAUAGCGUUCGAUUUGUACGAGUCGGCCACGCAACAGUUCUUGGGACAGGUUUUGCAGGCUUUGAAAGCCACCGCACCGAUUCCAUCGGCGCUGAUUUCAAACUUAAAACCGCAAGGCACGAAUGCGCCCGCUGCAGCCCCGGAAAUUAAGCAAGAACCGAAGGAGACCGACGGCGAUGGAGAUACGAAGGUCGAGCGGACCGUGGAAAGUCUGAACGAGAGCGAAAAGACUCACCAAUCGAAUAUUGAAAAGUUGGCGGGCAUUCUGUCCGGAGAGGUGACAAUCGAUUUGCAGUUGCAAUUUUUGAUCAGAAGCAACCACGCUGAUUUGCAAAUUUUGCGUGCAACAAAGGAGGCGGUGCGGGUUUCGAUUUGCCACACGGCUACUGUGAUUGCCAAUGCGUUUAUGCACAGCGGCACCACCAGCGAUCAGUUCCUGCGGGAUAAUCUGGAGUGGCUGGCGAGGGCUACCAAUUGGGCCAAGUUGACGGCUACGGCUUCGCUGGGUGUGAUCCAUCGUGGCCAUGAAACGGAAUCGUUGGCGCUCAUGCAGAGCUACUUGCCGAAGGAGAGUGGACCAAGCUCGGGAUACUCCGAGGGCGGUGGCCUUUAUGCUCUUGGUUUGAUCCACGCCAAUCACGGGGCGAACAUUAUCGAUUAUCUUCUGCAGCAGCUGAAGGACGCCCAGAACGAGAAUGUCCGCCACGGAGGAUGUCUCGGGUUGGGAUUGGCAGCCAUGGGCACCCAUCGUCAGGAUGUCUACGAACAGCUGAAGUUCAAUCUGUAUCAAGACGACGCGGUAACGGGAGAAGCAGCUGGUAUUGCCAUGGGAAUGGUAAUGCUCGGUUCCAAGCACGCCCCUGCUAUCGAGGACAUGGUGGCUUACGCUCAGGAAACGCAGCAUGAGAAGAUUCUGCGCGGUUUAGCUGUCGGUAUUUCCUUGACCAUGUACGCUCGUUUGGAAGAAGCUGAUUCUUUGGUGACCAGCUUGUCCAAUGAUAAGGAUCCGGUCCUCCGCCGUAGCGGUAUGUACACCGUUGCCAUGGCCUAUUGCGGAACUGGCAACAAUCAAGCUAUUCGGAAGCUGUUGCACGUUGCUGUCAGCGAUGUGAACGACGAUGUGCGUCGUGCCGCCGUCACAGCCAUCGGAUUCAUCCUCUUCCGCACUCCGGAGCAGUGUCCAUCGGUUGUUUCGUUGUUGGCCGAGUCUUACAACCCUCAUGUCCGAUACGGUGCUGCCAUGGCCCUUGGUAUCGCCUGUGCUGGAACUGGACUGCGUGAAGCCAUCGCCCUCCUGGAACCGAUGGCCAAGUUCGACCCGGUCAACUUUGUCCGCCAGGGAGCCCUCAUCGCUUCCGCCAUGAUCCUCAUCCAGCAAACCGAUCAAACCUGUCCCAAGGUCACCUUCUUCCGCCAGUUGUACACCCAGGUCAUCACCAACAAGCACGAAGACGUCAUGGCCAAGUACGGAGCAAUCUUGGCUCAGGGCAUCAUCGACGCCGGUGGCCGCAACGUGACCGUUAGCCUCCAGUCCCGCACUGGGCACACCAACCUGCAAGCCGUCGUCGGAAUGUUGGUCUUCACCCAGUACUGGUACUGGUUCCCGUUGGCCCAUUGUCUGUCCCUGGCCUUCACGCCAACCUGUCUGAUUGCGCUCAACUCUGACCUGAAGAUGCCCAAGAUCGAUCUAAAAUCUGCCGCUCGCCCCUCCCUCUAUGCCUACCCAGCACCUCUCGAGGAAAAGAAACGCGAAGAACGGGACAAGGUUGCUACCGCUGUUCUAUCCCUCGCAGCCCGUGCCAAGCGCCGUACCGGAGACAAGAAAAAGGACACCAACAAGGAAUCCGCCGCCGAUACCAAAAUGGAAGUCGACGAGGAAGCCCCGGCCAAGGAUGACUUGUCCGCUACCGUCAAGGCCAAGGAAGAAGCCAAGACCACUCCGGUAAAGGAGGACAAAAAGGAAAAGAAAGACAAGGAAAAGGAGAAAGACAAGCCCAAAGAAGGUUCCACCUCGUCUCCGGCGGCGCCUUCCGCCGAAGAAUCCACUUCGACCACCGCCAAAACUCCCAAGGAACCGGAGCCCAGCUUCGAGAUCCUGCACAACCCGGCCCGAGUUAUGCGCCAACAGCUGAAGGUGGUCAGCAUUGCCGAGGGAACGGCCUACACACCGCUGAAGGACGUCACCAUCGGUGGGAUCAUCAUGAUGCAGCAUAACGCGGCUGGCGAGCAGGUCCUGGUCGAACGGGUUACCGCCUGUGGACCCAAGAAUGACGACUUGAAGGAACCGGAAGCACCCGAACCGUUCGAGUAUAUUGAAGAUUGAACCAAGUGAGCGACUUAUUUUCGCAUUAAAAUAUAUUCAUCUAUAUUGCGCUGCGUUUGAUGUUCUAGCUGUACUAGUUUCUUUUAAUCAAUAAAGCCUCAAUGCCCAUAGAA
Molecule: messenger RNA, 3348 nt
Organism: Aedes albopictus (Asian tiger mosquito)
Lineage: Eukaryota; Metazoa; Arthropoda; Insecta; Diptera; Culicidae
Gene: Rpn2
Product: 26S proteasome non-ATPase regulatory subunit 1
Exons: 3
Coding region: 161-3235 (1024 amino acids)
Biological process (GO): proteasome-mediated ubiquitin-dependent protein catabolic process; regulation of protein catabolic process
Cellular component (GO): proteasome complex; proteasome regulatory particle, base subcomplex; nucleus
Molecular function (GO): enzyme regulator activity
Source: RefSeq, a predicted model, not a curated record